Mustela erminea (ermine) is the source of this 1968-nucleotide messenger RNA. RefSeq names its product Ly1 antibody reactive (gene LYAR). Gene Ontology annotation, biological process: rRNA processing; negative regulation of transcription by RNA polymerase II. Gene Ontology annotation, molecular function: DNA binding. Gene Ontology annotation, cellular component: nucleolus. The transcript has 8 exons. NCBI's taxonomy places the organism in Eukaryota, Metazoa, Chordata, Mammalia, Carnivora, Mustelidae. The record is from RefSeq and is a predicted model, not a curated record. Bases 20 to 1183 code for a protein of 387 amino acids.
AAUAACCAUUUAGCUAAAAAUGGUAUUUUUUACGUGCAAUGCAUGUGGUGAAUCAGUGAAGAAAGUACAAGUAGAAAAGCAUGUGGCUAUUUGCAGAAACUGUGAAUGCCUGUCUUGCAUUGACUGCGGUAAAGAUUUCUGGGGCGAUGACUACAAAAACCAUGUGAAGUGCAUCAGUGAAGAACAGAAGUAUGGUGGCAAAGGUUAUGAAGGUAAAACCCACAAAGGCGAUAUUAAACAGCAGGCAUGGAUUCAGAAAAUUAAUGAAUUAAUAAAAAGACCCAAUGUCAGCCCCAAAGUGAGAGAACUUUUAGAGCAAAUUAGUGGUUUUGACAACGUUCCCAGGAAAAAGGCAAAAUUUCAGAAUUGGAUGAAGAACAGUUUAAAAGUUCAUAAUGAAUCUAUUCUGGAACAGGUGUGGAAUAUCUUUUCUGAAGCUUCCAGCAAUGAAGCAGUCAGUAAGGGUCAAGACCGGCAGCCCCUCACCCAGGCGGUCAGUCCACCCCGCGCAGAGCUCUCUGCUAAGGUGCCAGCCUCUGGGACAAGUGACAGCACAGAAAAGCAAGCAGAGGUGAAGAAGAAUAAGAGAGAAAGGAAGGAAGAAAGGCAGAAGAAUAGGAAAAAAGAGAAGAAAGAACUAAAAUUAGAAAACCACCAAGAGAACUCGAAGAAUCAAAAGCCUAAGAAGCACAAAACAGCCCAGGCGGCUGGAGGGGAAGUCCUGAGGUCUGCAGGGAAGAAAAGCCAGAGAAAGGUGGGCGAGGCGGAGGGGGCUGCUGACAGGGCAAAGGAUGGAGCUGGGGCCUGUGCAGGAGACGCCGAGGAGGAGCCCACAAAAGCUCGGCCUGGGAAGAGAAAGCAGAAGCACUUGGAAGAUGACACAGAUUAUAAGAAGAAAAAGAGAAAGUUCUCAGGACCUCCGGAGGGCGGAGAACCAGAAAACCAUGAGGCUCCUACAAAAGGUAAAUUCAACUGGAAGGGAACCAUUAAAGCAGUUCUGAAACAGGCCCCAGACAAUGAAGUAGCCAUCAAAAAGCUAAGGAAAAAGGUUUUAGCUCAGUAUUACGCAGUGACGAAUGAGCAUCACAAGUCUGAAGAGGAGCUCCUGACCAUCUUUAACAAGAAAAUCAGCAAGAACCCCACCUUUAAGUUACUAAAGGACAAAGUCAAGCUUUUGAAAUGAACAUUUUUAUAUUUAAAAAUGGAAUCUGUUCUGUUGAUGUCUUUCACUGCUGUUUAUAAAACAUAAUGAAUUAUAACAACUCCUAAUUUUGCUUUCCAAAGCUGUAUUUUUAAGUUAAGGAUAAAGUCUAUUUUUGGUAGAACUUUUAUGAGAAAAUAUAUUCUUAUCCAAGAUUCUAAAUCUGGUGGUGAAAAUUGUUGUACUUGACAGAAUACUUUUAUGGUGAAAAACUUUUAAAAUUUUACAAGUGAAAAAAAAAAAUUCCUUCUUUGGAGCAGACUAAGUGUUUUAACUGCAUCACUUUUAUACAGUUUUAAUUAGAGGUUUUGGUGGGUUUGUUGUGUUGUCAGAACAUGUGAAAUGGUCACAAGAGUCCUCAGUCUAUGGCAGUCUGUGACUCUGCAGAAGGCCCUCUCUUCAGAUGAGGUUAGUUUUUAACAGUCUGGCCCAUCUGCACUGUGGCCCUGUCCUGCUUCAGCCUGAGAGAGACUGUGACCACCUAGGGGAAGUCGCUUGCCUGAAACCGAGCCCAUCACUUAGCUGUGUUGAUGUCCCAGGGUUCUGAGUGGAUGGAAAUGCUCUUAGACGAGGUAUUCUGAGUCCUGGUGUGUGGUGCCGGAGGAGAGCUGUGUCCGGCCACUUGCUGAGAUUGGAGUAGGCUCUGCCCACAGGUCCCUUACUCACCCCCAAAUUCAGCAGCAAUGUGUUCCAUUCUGAUCUGGGGACAGGCCGCUGUGAUGAUGGGAGGGGCACUGUGUUGGGAUGAAGGCUUUGGAAUCGGGCCC